Molecule: messenger RNA, 1792 nt
Organism: Sardina pilchardus (European sardine)
Lineage: Eukaryota; Metazoa; Chordata; Actinopteri; Clupeiformes; Clupeidae
Gene: mreg
Product: melanoregulin
Exons: 7
Coding region: 447-1169 (240 amino acids)
Biological process (GO): melanosome transport
Cellular component (GO): melanosome
Source: RefSeq, a predicted model, not a curated record
GGCUGUGGACGGGACACGUUCCCUCAGCUUCAGUCCUUUCACUGGAAACUCAGAAUUCAAACUCAGAGGAACUCGCCAUCAAGGGAUCCUGGCACCCCACGGGAUUGUCUUGACCACUGGGCUUCUAUCUUCAGGAUUAAUCGCCUCGGGUCCCAUUCUUCAGUAUCCAGCACAGUGGACACUUGGUGUGGAGAAAGCGAGGAGUGGAGUGACAACUGACUGACCCUCAUCUGGACCAAGCUGACUGGAUACUGUUGUAGAGUGGGCUCAUUCUCUCUUGUAUGUGGGGAUCUAACACGUGUGUCCAGCCACCUCCAGAUAGGCCCACUGUUGAGCCCAGUGUUGAGGGGAGGCUGUCCAUGCCCUUGUCCAGACACCAAGGCCUGCUGACCGUAGCAUCUCUAUAUCUAGAUUCAUCAACUUAUACGUGUAUUAGUGUGUAAGUGAUGGGUGCGGCCUUUAAGAGGUUCUGCGCUCGUUAUUGCUGCUGCUGUUGCUGUGCUGAGGAGGAGGAGGAGGAAGAUGAGAAGAGACCCAUACUUGGGAAUGAGACGCUGGAGUACUUCAAUCGUGAGGCCCAGAAGAGGCGAGACCAGGAGACCAACCUGUGGAGUGAGCCUGGAGACCCCUCCCACUCUGAGAGAGAUGACGAUCGAGUACUUCACAACCUGCUGCAGAAGAGAGCAAAGACACGCACAGGCUCAACGGGCUACCGUCGUCUGAGCGUGGACAUCGAGGCCAUGAGGGAUUUCAGACGCGAGGUGCGGGACAAGUGGAAGAUGCUCCUGGAAAACCUGGGUUUCAUGGCAGAGGCGGAGUCUUUGCUGACCGUGUCAGCGGGCGCGUCGCUAGACCGCAUGCGUAACGCCCCGCGCUCCCGCGCCCUGCUGCAGACCCUCGCCUCCGAGACCUCCAUCUUCAGCAGCAAGGAGCCUCCGCCCGAGAGAUACCUCUUCAUACUGGACCGUUUGAUCUACCUGGACGCCGCGGAUGACUUUGUGGCCAAGGCUCGCCGCUUCUACCCUCCCAAAGACAGCGACGAGGAGGAAGAGGGGUCAGGGCUGUCCAUCAACCUCCCGCUGCUGCUCGCCAGACUCGGACAAGGGCGAGGCGAGGACGACGAAGUGGACGGAGAGGAAGGGAGCGGGCGGGACCAGGACGACGAUUGAGUACGAGGAAGAGGAAGGGAGGGGUGGGGAAGGAGUGUGAGGGGAGAGGAGAGAGCUUACGGGAGGUGCAUUAUGGAGCGCAUGUCAAGUGAAGAGAUCGUAUGUGAUGUUUUAAACACCCUAAACCCGCAUUGCUGUUCUAGUUACCUCAGAAUUGCCCAGAUAGACCAGUUCACUUUUUACCUUGACAUGAAUUAUGAAGAGUAUCCUGAACAUUCUAGAUAGUUUGACCUGAUCUCAAAAUGAAAGUCUAGGGAUUAAAUCAAUAUGUUAUCUGUGGAACCCGGCGCCUGCAGCAACAUGUAGUGUGUGUUUGGCCAGACGACUCCUGCUUCCAUGGCACGGAGCGCUGUUGAGCCUCCAGAGGGGCAGUGCAGCGGGCGCUGGUGUUGGGAAGACUCGGAGUGCUCGACUGCAGCGCUUCAGGCCCAAAGUGUCCCCUCCUAAACAGCAGGACCAUCUCAUGAUCCCCACACCGUCCCUCACAGUCACUAAUUAAACAUUCAUGUGUCUUAGAGCAGAAACACAAACAGCCUUGCCUGAGAGAGAGAGAGAGAGAGAGAGAGAGAGCAAGAGAGGGACUGUGGAAGUGUGUGAUGAAAUGAUUAGGCAAGUCUAAGAAA